UAGUAUUCAAAGCUAUCCCUCUCUCUCUUUAUCGUAGACCGUAGUCGCACACUCAAUCGUCGAGUAACCGCGGACCGGCGCUGUUUGUUGUGUGCACCGUUAUUGUCGUCAACGUAGCAUUCGGUAUGACGACUAUUCGAAAUUAGUGACGUGCUCCGAGUGUGAAAAAGCGCUUUGUUGUGUGACUGUUGAGUUUGCGAUAAGCCGUGUUUUAGUCUGCUGAGUAACGAGGAAGAAAAAAACAAUAACAAUGACCAAAGGUGGAUCGUCGCCCGUACUGGUGGAUAACGGCAGCAAUAAGCCGUCGGAACCCGUAAAGAAGCGUGGCGGGUUCUUCAGCGGAUCGUUCAGGCGUCGCCGCAAUUCCGAUGUCAAGAUCACCGACACGAUUAUCAUCAACGAGAACGUGGCGUUCAACGGUAAUAACAACAACAAUGCCAAAAACGUAAAAGGCGUCGUCACACCCGUUGUUGACGGCCCGCAGCAAGUGGUGGACAAUAAGAAGCCGCCUUUGCAACAGAAACAACCGCAGGCCUCGUUGACCACCGCCGCGACGGACAAGAAAGCGGCGACGUUGCAAAAGAACGAAAUUAAAAAGCAACAACAACAAGUGGCGGCUGAGGAAAAGAAGAAAGCGGAUCAGAAAAAAACAGACGAUAAAAAAAAGGCGGUUAAAAGAGGUAAAACUUACUGUAGCGGUUGCAAGAAGAAGUGUUCCGGCGAAGUGUUAAAAAUUAAAGGCGAUAAAUAUUUUCACAUAGAAUGCUUCAAGUGCACGCUUUGCCACCGUUCACUGGUGCAAGGGUUAUACUUCUCCGAAGACGGCAGUUGGUAUUGCCCGGAAGACUAUCAGAAGCUGUUCGGCAAAAAAUGUACUGUAUGCAACGAUUACAUAAAGGACGAGUUGGUCAUCGUGCUCGGACAGACUUACCAUCAACAAUGUUUCACUUGCUCGCACUGCAGGCAACCAUGCCCGAAAGGAGAUCUAGUCACGUAUGUUGGAAAAUCCAUUUUGUGUUCCAAGUGCAAGGAAAUACCAGUAAAACGGCCGGCGUCGGCCCAAUCUCGGCACACCAAUAACGAAUCAGAUUGCGCGGAGUGUGGUGAAGACUUGAAAAAUGGGCAAGCUCUUUACGCUUUGGAUAAACAAUGGCAUAUUUAUUGUUUUAAAUGUCAUGCUUGCUCUGCUGUACUUCAUGGUGAAUACAUGGGAAGUGUAGUGAAUAGUAAAACUUACCAUCAAUUUUUUAGAGACGGAGUUCCAUAUUGUGAAAAAGACUACCAAAAACUAUUUGGUGUCAAAUGCACAUAUUGUACCAGAUUUAUAUCUGGUAAAGUUUUGCAGGCCGGUGAAAAUCAUCACUUCCAUCCUACAUGUGCAAGAUGUGCCAAAUGUGGUGACCCGUUUGGUGAUGGAGAAGAAAUGUAUUUGCAAGGAGGAGCAAUUUGGCAUCCACGCUGUGGACCCAGUCCAACCGAAAAUGGUACCAUAAUCAAUGGAGGAUCAAAUGCCAUGUUAAAUGGACAUUGUAACGACCCUGAGGAGUUUGAUAGAAUCAGUUGUUCAGCUGCUAGCGAAACACAGUUUUCUUUAAGAUCUCGAUCUCGCGCUUCCAGCUUUAAUGGUUCAUGUUAUAAUGGCUCAUGUAAUAGCAUGAAUAGAAAGCACUAUUAUCGGGAUAUUCCUGGAAGCCCAGGACUGUUGCUUCGAGAAUACAAGACGCCUACUGCACCCAUAAGUCGUAUAUACACAUAUAGCUAUUUGACAGAAGAGCCAACUCAAGGGUAUUUGAAGAAGCCAAUCGAUCCAUAUGAUAAACAGCCCACAUCACCUCAUUUUCACAGACCAACGUCUUGUGGUAGUGUGCGCGGUAGCAGUAAGUGUUCAACAUUGCGUUCGGCUGGCAGUCGUUCCGGUAUGAGAGCUCUUGUAGACAGUAUACGUUCUGAAACGCCUAGACCAAAAUCACCUCAUAGUAUGAACAAUGAAGAACCUAUCGAGUUGGCUCAUUAUCCAGCAGCUAAACCACCAGCGCCUGGUGAAAAACCAAAGAUUGAGAGGGAUGACUUUCCGGCACCACCGUGUCCUUUUACUGAUCCGGAAAAACGUAAAAUUUGGUUUGAUAAUUACAAGGGAAUAUCUGACGAUGAAGAUGAAGUGGAUAAUAAAGUGAAAGACAAAGCAAUAGAUCCUAAAUUGAAAAAAGAGGAAGAAGAGCUUAGAAAAAUGGGAUCGGGUAUUGGAAAAGUGUUUUUGCAGGGAGUACAAGAACGUGAAAAACAUCAGAAAUGGAAGGUCGCACACAUUGAUCCUCGUAAUGCAUCUAGGUGCCCAUCUGCUGCUCGCGAACCUAUUUACCGCCUAAGAUAUCAAUCACCAAUUAAUGCCUCUCCAUCCCGUAAUUUAGACCACCAAAGACCUUGGGAGGAAGAUGGUUAUUUGGAUUCAAGUUACAGGUCAUCUGUUGGUCAAUCCACAGGUGCUAUACCCAGUUAUAACACAUACUAUCAUGGUCAGCAUGGGUCGGCUAUAAUGAUGAGGGGCGCCCGCAAGUCGUGCACUCUUCCGGCCGGUCUCACCGGUGGCCCUGCCAAUUAUAUUGGGGAUGGUUAUUCCAUUAAUGGCUUAGACAAUAAAACACUUAGCACAGAUUUUAACUGCGCUAGGUCAGACGUUUCUGCCGGAUCUAUAUCUGAAGUGGAUCAAGGCAAUACGUGCUCUGAAAUACCUGCGUCGUCUACUUACACCGGAUCAUUACAUUAUGCCACAAACAUUCACCGUUCAUUGCCCAAUAUGUCUUCAUCGCAUCACAAUUCAGAACCUCCAAAAAUCUAUCCCUAUCACUUAUUACUCAUUACAAAUUAUAGGCUGCCUUCCGAUGUAGAUAGAUGUAAUCUCGAACGUCACAUGUCGCCAGCCGAGUUUGAAGCCGUUUUCCAAAUGUCUCCGGCUGAGUUUUAUCAGUUGCCAAAGUGGCGUCGUAAUGAACUCAAGCGUAGAGCACGCCUAUUUUAAUUCCACGUUAUUCACUUUCUGCUACGUAGUCUAAAGGCAAACACUAUAGAUUCUUGACUUAAAAACUUUACCCUGUGCAACAUAUUUAACUGACAAUUAUUAUAUAAUAUUGUAACUCUAGUUACAAUUCAUUCUCAUACCAAAUUUUUCUUUCUUAUUUUGUAUUAUUAUUAUUUGACAUUAGUUUUGAUUUUAAAAUUAUUUAUAAUAUGAUAUACUAAACAAAAUAAUAAGUAUAUACAUAUUACCUAUGUAAAUAUUAAUGUUUUAUUUAUCGAUUUCCUUUUCAAAUUUCUUUUUUUUAGAACACAUUUAUGAUUUACUAACUGAUAAAAUAAAAAUGUCAUUGGGACAACAAUAAAAAUUGUUGCUUACAAAUAUUGAAUAAUGAUAAUUAGGCCGAAAUAUUAUACAAAGAUGUUAAAUUAUUAUUUAAUACAAUACUAAUUUUACUUGUUAUAAUAUUUUAAGUUUAUUUAUUCAACACAUAUAGAAUGAUAAUGUAUAUGUAUAACAAUUAAUACACAUUAUUCUAUUGACGAUUAUCACGAAUAUAUUAAAUGAUGAAUCAAUUGUAGAGCAGCUUAUUCUUCAUAAAGGCAUAUAGUAUAUUAUUAUGUGUAAAGCAAAGUGCACUAUUUGUAAAACAAAAAAAAGUUCCUUUAUAACGAGGAAAAUAAUAUGUCUUAAGUAUAUUUUUAAAUUUGUAUAUUAUUUUAUUUUUGUAAGCAUAGGGUUAGCAUUUGUUGUAACUUUAUGUAUGGAAUUUCAUUUGAUUACAAAUUUGCUAUAUUUAAGUUGAAUUGAGAAUUUAUUAAUCGUGUGUAGGUCAUCGCUGUCGUACGUGUAGUGUUAAAAGUUAACAAUAUUUUAAUUUUACAUUUCAUUGUGGUAUCUGGAAUAUGUAGUAAACUGUGUCGUCUUUACUACGAAUUUGAUUUUUCAAUAAUUUAUUUUUGUGCAAUUUAAACAUCAUCUUUUCAUAUUAGAGAUAUUUUAUAUAAUAUUUUUAUUUUGUAUACACGUAAGAGUUUUGUAAUAAACAAUCUUGGUGAAUCAAUAGUAAUUUUACGUGAAUGGUGCUAGUCUUUUAAUCGAGUCACAGUCAGAGGACAUAUAAUAAAUCACAAUUUUUUUCCAAUAUGUACUUUUUUUUUCUAUUUAUUAUAUUUUAUAAUUAAAAUUAUAUUCAGCUUCUGUACGCAUUAUUAUUAUAUUUGCGAUUUAUUCGAGAUGUCUCCGGCAUGAUAACAUUA
Adelges cooleyi (spruce gall adelgid) is the source of this 4272-nucleotide messenger RNA. It is a transcript of the gene Unc-115a, whose product is annotated as actin-binding LIM protein 1. The transcript is spliced from 21 exons. Gene Ontology annotation, biological process: cytoskeleton organization; lamellipodium assembly. NCBI's taxonomy places the organism in Eukaryota, Metazoa, Arthropoda, Insecta, Hemiptera, Adelgidae. The coding region runs from base 251 to 3016 and encodes 921 amino acids. The record is from RefSeq and is a predicted model, not a curated record. Gene Ontology annotation, molecular function: actin filament binding. Gene Ontology annotation, cellular component: actin cytoskeleton.